Molecule: messenger RNA, 4989 nt
Organism: Plasmodium malariae
Lineage: Eukaryota; Apicomplexa; Aconoidasida; Haemosporida; Plasmodiidae
Product: conserved Plasmodium protein, unknown function
Exons: 1
Coding region: 1-4989 (1662 amino acids)
Biological process (GO): positive regulation of GTPase activity; endoplasmic reticulum to Golgi vesicle-mediated transport
Cellular component (GO): endoplasmic reticulum membrane
Molecular function (GO): GTPase activator activity
Source: RefSeq, a predicted model, not a curated record
AUGAAAGUUCCUUUAAAAAAACAAAGGGCAAAAGGCUAUUAUAGCUGCUUAGAUUUUGACAAUUUGUAUAAAAAAAAAAAAAAAAAUAAAAUAAAAUAUUCUAUAUAUCGAGAAAAAAAUUAUAGUGACAGUGAAUUAUUUGAUAAAAAAAAAUUACAAAUAAAAAAAAAAAAUGGAUAUAUAUUAUAUGUUCAGAAACACUGUAUGGUAAAUAAUAAUGGGCAUGAUAAUAAAUUAUAUGUGUUAAAUAAUGUAACAAUAUAUAAAAAUCAUUUUGAUAAAUAUGAAGAAACGAAUGAUGAGAAAUUAACAUAUUUAAAAAAAAUUUUUAAAAUAUAUGAAAAUGCAACAACAAAUGAAAAAAGAAAACUCUAUGAGUUAAUAAAAUUUUUUUCAUUUACACCAGGUGGAUUUCAGAAUAAUAAAUUAAGACAAAAAUUGUGGUUACUAUUAUUAGGAUUUAAUAUUAACUUAUCGAAGGAAAAAAAUUAUAAUGAACAUCCUAUAUCAAUAUUAUGUAAGAAAUAUAAAAAAAAAUUCAAAUAUAUCAAUUAUGUUAAACAUUUCAAGUUAAAAUGGAAGAAAAAAAAAUCGAAAAAUUCUUUUUUAUCAACUUGUAUAAGUAGGGAACAUAAUAAUACAGGAAAAAGGAAUAGAGUAUCGAAAAAACAAAAGCAGAAUAAAAUAUACCAUUAUGAUAACUGUUCAUGCCAGGAAAAGAAGGAAUUUCUUUCUUCCUAUGGGCUGAAUUGCGGAAAGAUUAACACUUGUGUCGGUUAUAAGGAGGGGGAUGCAGCAAGUUUGUUGGGCAAGUGUAAUGAAAGGAAACUACAGGAAAAUGAGAUCCCUAACAGUAGUAACAUAACUAACAUCAGGUAUGCUACCAAUCGAACUGAUCAUUGUGAAUAUUUCCUAAGGACUAGUGAUAAACAGAGUUGUAGCAUAUAUGCAGUUGGGGGAAAGGAGUUAAGAGCACCCCGGUGUGAGAAGCGCGCUUUACAUACGCAAAAUGUUAAGUCGAGGAACGCGAACAUAGAUGAAUUAAAAAAAAAAAAAAAAAAAAAAAAAAAAAAAUUGAGCAAAAAAAGGGGAAGAAAAAAAAAAAAAAAAAAAAAUGACAAUUAUAACGAUGGAAGCAACAAUGAAGGUAGUAGCAGUGGAAGCAAUAGCAGAAAUGCUAAGAAUCCAAUUUUCUUAAAAAAAAGGGGGAUGGAGUACUACGAUUCGGCUUUCUCCUACAGCUCGUCAACAAAAUCGUUUUCAUCUGUAUCGUGUACGAGACCCCUACCCUCCAUUCCCUUAGGUUCAUUAGAUCACUCUUCAUUGGAAAAUUCGUUGUAUUUAUCCGAUGGUGUUAGUUCGUCGUCUUCUACUCAUGGUUCAUCAUCUUUAUCAUCGCUCGCUUCUAACUACUCCAAUGAUAUUAACACAGCAGUAGAUAAGUCAAGUAAGAUGCAGAGAAAAAAGUGUCCCCUUCAAUUUUUCUCGUCAGGAAAAUUUUUUAAAUGUGCUCGUGAUAUUUAUUGUAUUAAAAAAGAGAAGGUAGAAAAUAAGACCAAGAGUAAAAAUUCGCAUGUACUUAAUUUUUUCUUUUCAGAUAAAAAAUAUAAAAUGAAAAGAAAAAUGAACAGAGUACCUAACUCCGAAAUAAUUAGAAAAGCGAAGAAGUCUAUUAAAAAAGAGUCAAACAAAAUUGUAAAUUUCUUGUUAAAAAUAGAUAAAGAAAAAGAAACGUUUGAUAAAAAUAAAAACAAAAAAUUCAUAAUAAAAUUGUUGAAAAUAAUUUAUAAUAAUAUGCUAGAAGUAGAUUUAUAUAUAGUAGAUUAUAUCAUAAGAAAAGAUAACUUAAGCAGUAAAAAUGAUAUUUUAUCUUAUUUAAAAGAUAAUAUUAAACAUAAUUAUAAUUUUAAUUCAAACUUGAAUAAGUGGAUAAUUGAUAGUGUAUUAUUAGAAGAAAAUGAACGUGUGCAGGUUAAAAAAGAUGUGAAAAGAAGUGUAAACACAUGGAAUAUUCAUAAAUAUAAUAUAUAUGAAAUAAAAAAAAAAUACCAGUAUAUUUUAAAAAAUGUUAUAUGUAGUAUUUUGUAUAAACAUUCUAAUAAAAUUUUUUAUGCACAAGGUGUUCAUGAUGUGUGCCUUGUUUUUGUAACAGUAUAUUUUCAUAACUUUUUUUUAAGAUAUAAAAAAUAUGUCUUCCUAGAAUAUUUCAUAUCAAAAUUUGUAGUAAAUAAAAUAUGCAAUUUGAUUUUUACAAAAAGGUAUAGAAGUGGCAUAGCAACUGGUAGCAAUUGUGCAGUAUUUACUCCUUCGAAAGAUGUUAAAUAUAUACGAAAUACCAACUACUAUACUGAAAAUUAUUAUGACCAUGUUCAUAUAAGUCAUGGGAUUGAUGAAAUGAAGGAAUAUACAGAACAUAUGGAUAGACGCGUAUCACAUGGAGGUGAUCCGUCCGAUGACCAGUCUGUUGGAAGAGUUUACGCUGCAGGGAAUGAGAAAAAAUGUAGCAACGAUGUUAUUUGCAGUAGUGGUAGUAGUAAUAGCAGUAGUGGUAGUAGCAAUAACAGUAGUGGUAGUAGCAAUAACAGUAGUGGUAGUAGCAAUAACAGUAGUGGUAGUAGCAAUAACAGUAGUGGUAGUAGCAAUAGCAGUAGUAAUGGAGGUGGUAUCGACUUGAGGAGGAGGGAAGGGAAGAGUAAAAGGGGAGAUGAUCAUGACAUAUUUAUUAACAACGUUAAAAAUAUGUUUCUGAUGGAAGAGAAAUAUAUAGAAAAGAUAUGCCUACUAAAUAAUAUUGACCUUGAAAAAUAUAUAAAAUAUAAAAAAAAAAAAAAAAAAAAGGAGUACAUAGUUUAUUUAUUGUGUGAAAGAUUUCUCUUAUUUUACAUGAUAGAUUACUUAACACUAUCACUCGAUGUAUCAAUUAAAAAUACUUUUAAGUGCAUAGGGUUGUUGUUAAAAUAUUUAGACAAGGAAGUAUACGACGUUUUCUGCUUGUUGCAGAUGGAGCAGGAGCAUGAAAAUUUGAAGCACACUAGUAGCAGUGCAAAUGCUGGGGCGAAUUGUAGCACUAGUGGUAGAAAUAAUAAUAGGGGUAAUAAUUCUACUGGUAAUGAUGGCAAUAACCGAAUCAGCAAUUGUAACAACUGCAUUAGUCGUAACGAACGCAUGAACAGUACAGGUAAAAGUAGCAAAGUCGGAAAUUAUGAAAUAGCUAGAGACUCCCUGAAAUUAAGUGGAACUGAAUUUUUUUUUUGCUUGAGCUGGGUUGUUACAUAUUAUUCGCAUGUUCUGACAGAGUUUGAUAGACUAGCAAGAAUAUUUGAUACAUUAUUGUCUAACGAUGGUAUAUUUAUUAUUUACUUUACUGGUUCCAUAAUACUAUAUAAAAGGGAAGAAUUACUUGAGUUAGCAAAUAAAAAAAAAAAGGAUCUCUUAUAUAAUAAUAUGUAUACAGAAACACAUUAUAUUUUUCAAAAUAUGAAUUGGAAAGAUAUAAAUGUCGAGAAUAUUAUUAAGAAGACGUAUUACUACAUGAACUAUAAAAUACCGUUUGAAACAUUUUUAAAAAAAAUAAAAAAAAAAAUUUCUUUUCCUCCAUUUUCUCCUAUCUACAGUUACCCUUUCAUUUUGCAUUAUUUUAAUUAUGAAACAAAACAAGAUGAUUUAAAAAAUAAGAUAGUUGAAAAGUCUUUUAUGAACUUUUACACGUAUAAGAGUAUAACGACCAGUAUGAACAAUAACAGUUGUGAGGAAUCAGGUUUGCAUAUGUCAAGUGUGCACCACGAGGAGCAGCAGAUUAUAUCCCUUGACGGAGAUAAGAAAGAUAGCAAUAAGAGGAGUAAUGAAAGUGAUAGCAAAGGUGAAAGUAAAAGUGGUAGCAAAAAUGGCAGUAACGACAAUAUCAAGAGCAGCCAUAACAGUAACAGUAACACCCGUAACAACAGCAGUGGUGCACAUUGCAAGAAUGGAAAUGAAAGAAACACAAUGACAAAAAAGUAUCUGAACAAUGAUGUAAUAAUUUUGAGUUCGUCCAAUUCUGAUAGAGUAAGUGGAAAGGUUAUGAGUGAUAGAGGAGUGAAGAAAUAUUAUACCAACUCAAGGAGAAAGAAACAUAGAUAUAAAAGGGGCACUCGCCGAUGCGAAAAUUGUAGGCAUACAUAUUGCAACGUAAAGAACUCCCUUAACAAGAUGGAUAUAUAUGACGAAUACAUUGAAGGUUUGUUAAAUAGAAGUAAUGUAAAUGACUGUAUCAAGCAUAAGAACAAGAAUAAUUCAACUUUUAAAAAUAAAGAAAACAACAAAGACAACAAUAUAUAUUUGUAUUAUCCAUACUCUAUUUUAUGUAAUAAUUUAGACGUAGAUAAGGAUAUAAUAAAAAAACAUUUACUUGUGGAAAAUUUUUUUCAAUAUGUCUUUUACGACUUUAUUGUAAAUUAUAAAUCCAUAUGCAGAAAGCACAGAAAUUUAACAACAAAGUAUUACAUUAUUCAAUAUAUGAAUGUGAAGAAUAAAAAAGAAUAUAUUAUGGAAAAAAGGAAAAAACAAAAAAAGCAAAAAAAAAAGGAAAAUAUAUUUCAUAAAAUGUUAAAACAUAUUUUGCUUUUUCAUGUACAAAAGUGUGAGCUGAAAAAAAAUAAAAAAUUUAUUUGCAUGAAUUUUAUAACAAAAAAUAAAAAAAAUUCAUCUAAUUUUAAUAAUUUUGUAAAUAAUAAAAAUAAUAAAAAAACAAUAGCCAUUAUUCCACCUAUAUAUAAAUACACAAUACAAAAUAGUGAAGUAAAGAAAAAUUUCAAGGUACAAAAAAUAAAAAAUACAAACAGCUUUAUUACAGAUAUACAAUCUACGAAAGAGAACAAUAAAAGCGUAAAAAAUAUAGAGCGCAUUUUUUAUAUUCUCAAAAUGUCUGUCUAUAAUUCUCCCUAUGUUAAUAUUUUUUUGGUCUUUUUUUUGUUAUCCGUGUUUUCAUCUCUUUUAUACUUUCACCGAUGA